UUUGAACGACUCAAACUUUCCGGAUUCACAAUUCAACGUUUCCUGAUAUUUAUCAUUGGUUCUACACUACAGGUGUUCGUUUCUUUCAGUGGAAUCACAAAAUGGCAGUCUUUGGAAGCAAGAAGUUUCGCGGAGCGGCAGAGUCGAAUACCCUUGCCGCAAGAUAUCGCAGCGCUCUAGCCAAACAUCCAUUUGCCCUCUUCGGUCUACCAUUCAUUGCAACUAUGGUAGCUGGAUCUUUCUUCCUUACUCCUGCCACAGCUAUCCGAUACGAGAAACAUGAUAAACGUGUGCGAAGAGUAAGCAAAGAAGAGGAGCUAGGAAUUGGUAAGACUGGAAGGCGAGUGGAUAUGAAAGAAGAAUACUAUAGACUCGCCGCGAAAGAUUUAGAUGAUUGGGAACAAAAGAGAGUCAAGAGACUUCCGGGAGAACAUGAUGGUAAAUUAUAGGGUGAUAUUUGCCAAGGAGGAAAAGAGAAAGAAAGAGAGGUCGCAGAACAAAACUCGAACUCGAAUAGUUAUGCAGACUGCGGCUCAACCACUUCGAGUUGUGUGAACUUUAAAAAGCUACUUCGCCAUCUCGGAUGAUAACAUGAGCGAUACAAAGUCCUGGCCAAAUAAUAAAGGCAUCAUCAAAACAUACAUGACAACGCCUUAGGUAGUAGGUCCAGACAUGCUCCAUCGGAGGAGCUCUUGAUUAGGUCAAGAAAACUCAUUCCACCCAUUUUUGAAUCAAGAUACGAGUCAGAACUCAAUCUACGUAUGGAAUUUGAAUCU
Botrytis sinoallii is the source of this 776-nucleotide messenger RNA. RefSeq lists its product as uncharacterized. Lineage: Eukaryota; Fungi; Ascomycota; Leotiomycetes; Helotiales; Sclerotiniaceae. Gene Ontology annotation, biological process: mitochondrial respiratory chain complex IV assembly. Gene Ontology annotation, cellular component: mitochondrial inner membrane. The transcript is spliced from 2 exons. The record is from RefSeq and is a predicted model, not a curated record. The coding region runs from base 102 to 449 and encodes 115 amino acids.